AUGAGUGACAAAAAUCAAGACUACAGUGUUGGCAAUCUUUUAGAGAAUGUACCGUUGGUAAGAAGUGACGGUGAUGAAGUAUUCGAAACAUUGAUCAGUAAGGAAGGUGUAAAGAUUGAGAGAAUCAUUUCUAAUGGUCAGUCUUCACCACCCGACUUUUGGUAUGACCAAGACCAAGAGGAAUGGGUGUUUGUCUUACAAGGAUCUGCCACCCUAGAGAUGAAAAACACUGAUGACUCAAGCAGACUAAUCGAUCUAGUAGCCGGUUCCUAUGUUCAAAUUCCAGCACACCAAAAACAUCGUGUUGCCAAGACAGACACCACACAACAAACCAUUUGGCUAGCUUUAUUCUUUUGA
Messenger RNA from Heterostelium album PN500, 357 nucleotides. RefSeq lists its product as uncharacterized. The transcript has a single exon. The record is from RefSeq and is a predicted model, not a curated record. Lineage: Eukaryota; Evosea; Eumycetozoa; Acytosteliales; Acytosteliaceae. Bases 1 to 357 code for a protein of 118 amino acids.